This is a messenger RNA of Oncorhynchus nerka (sockeye salmon), 3676 nucleotides long. RefSeq names its product glutamate receptor, ionotropic, N-methyl D-aspartate-associated protein 1a (glutamate binding) (gene grinaa). Lineage: Eukaryota; Metazoa; Chordata; Actinopteri; Salmoniformes; Salmonidae. The transcript has 8 exons. The record is from RefSeq and is a predicted model, not a curated record. Gene Ontology annotation, biological process: negative regulation of apoptotic signaling pathway. Gene Ontology annotation, cellular component: endoplasmic reticulum; Golgi apparatus. The coding region runs from base 323 to 1462 and encodes 379 amino acids.
AGAUGACGCCAGUCACUGUAGUUCUCGCAAUUGCGUGAAAAGCUGCUCAGAAUCUAACUGGACGUUUCACAUCGGAGGCAGCAGGGUUUCGAAAGCGAAACAUCAAUUCAACGGGGAUUGGCGUUGAAUAAUAUAUCAACGUUAACUACACUGUUUUGCUUGGUUAAAGGUACACGUACUAAAAAAGAAUACCCACAUCGGCACACGCCCACCCACAUCGGCACACCCCUGUUCCCACCCGUCACUGGUGCCGGCUGCGCAACGGGGAUGUAUAAAAGGUGUAAACCGGCAAGAAAGUGGCCAACAGUGAGCAAAACAAACCAUGUCUCAGGACAAGAACAUCUACCCCGGGUUGAUGGGGGAGAACAACCCCCUCCACAACAAUGUCUACGGACCGCCCCAGCCCGGGUUUGGGAUACCCCCUCCCAACUACACCCAGGCCUCAGUGCAAGCUCCAUACCCCGGCCAGCCUGCACCCUACGGCCAGCCUGCACCCUACGGCCAGCCUGCACCCUACGAACAACCUGCACCCUAUGGUCAGCCCGGGUUCCCCCAGGGAGGCCCUGGAUUUGGACAGGGACCGUACCCUCAGAUGCCUUAUCCCCAGGCCCCGUACCCCGCGGGGCCUUACCAGCAACCUGCACAGCCAGGGUUCCCUGGUGACCCCAACGCUUCCAUGGGUGACGGUUACCAUGGUGAUGUGCCACCAUCUUACUACGACAAUGAGGAGUUCACCAACUCUGGCUUUGAGGACAAGAGCAUUCGACAGGCCUUCAUUAGAAAGGUGUUCCUGGUGCUGACCGUUCAGCUGAUGGUCACCUUCUCCUUCGUGGCCGUCUUCACCUUUGUGGACGACGCCAAGUUGUUUGUGCGUCGUAACCCCUGGACAUACUACGUGUCCUACGCCAUCUUCUUCGUGUCUCUCAUCACCCUCAGCUGCUGUGGAGAGUUCCGCCGCAAACACCCCUGGAACCUGGUGGCAUUGGUACGGCCCUACCAUAUUCAUUAUACUAAACACCCCUGGAACCUGGUGGCAUUGUCCAUCCUGACCCUGAGUCUUUCCUACAUGGUGGGGAUGAUCGCCAGCUUCUAUGACACAGAGACGGUCAUCAUGGCCGUAGGCAUUACCGCUGUGGUCUGCUUCACCGUGGUCCUCUUCUCACUACAGAGCAAGUAUGACUUCACUUCUUGCCGGGGCGUUCUGUUCGUGUGUCUGAUCGUCCUGCUGCUCUUCUCCAUCCUCUGCAUCUUCAUCCGCCACAGGAUCCUCCACAUCGUCUACGCCUCCCUGGGAGCCCUGCUCUUUACCUGUUUCUUGGCUGUGGACACCCAGCUCCUCCUGGGCAACAAGAAGCUGGCUCUGAGUCCAGAGGAGUACAUCUUUGCCGCUCUCAACCUCUACACCGACAUCAUCAACAUUUUCCUCUACAUCCUGGCUAUCGUAGGCCGUUCCCGCGAGUGAUGGAGUGGCCCCCUUAGGGGAAAGGGAGAGGAAGGCAUCUAGGAACCUCUCCUCAGUGUGGAAGAAUGAAUGAUGCUCUUUCCCCUCGCUGUCUUUGUAUGAUUUGUUCCCGCUCUCAUUCCUCUGUUACACCUCCCCCACCUUCACCCCACACCCUUCAGGAGACGAAUUGGGUGACAGAAAAUAUGUUCUGUCACCUUUAGCAGUAGCGGAUUAAACUCUGUUGAGUGUAAAUCGGAAUUUUGUUUAGUCUGCUACUUUAGCAGCAGGUCUGUCAUAGAGUGCCGCAAAGGGCAUACUUUAAUUUAUUUAUGUGAAAUUCCUUUGAAGUAUGUUACUACAGUGACAGAAGUUACACCUUAACAUUCCUUGUUUUGUUUUUAAUGCCUUCUGUUUGCUCUGUCAUCCUUGGCAAUCUGCUUCUACUUACACAGAUGGUAGCUAGCUAGUACAGCACUUCUUAACAUUAGCUGAAUAAACACUAUGGAACUCUCCUUGGCGCUCUGCCUUGCCUUGUAGGUUAAGUGCUGUAGAGAGAUUGAGAGGAAAGAGAGAGUUAUGCUAUCUAAUUGAGAGCAGUGCUGUGAUGGAGGCAAGCGCUUUAUAAGGAAGAAACCGUUCUAGAAACACCUUUCCUGCUAUAUCUUCUCCCUCUGGUGUUCCCUCCUUUUCCUGCCAAUGUAAAUGAACUCUGCAUGGCACCUGAAACACAGCUGAGAUGAGCUGAAUAGAUGAAUAAAAACCCUCCAGAGGGAUGAUACCUCUCCUGGCCUUCUUAUUAUGUAGCUGUACAUAGAUCUAUGGGAACUGUAUAUGACACUUAGUUCCCUAACUAGCUCUUUCUAGGCAUGCCCGGGGAGUGUGGCUGUGAUGCUUGAAGGGAGAACAAUAUGCUCACUCAAUGUACAGUAUAUGACUAAUGACAUCACUACGCAUAGCUAACCAGUACAAAGACCAAAACUUGAAUAAAAUGUGACUGACGUUAUUUUUGUUAACAUGGAUGUGUGACUUAUACACUAAUACACAUGAAUAUAUUUAUGGAAUCCCUGAUUCCCUCUCCCCCACACUAAGCUAAGUGUGGAAUGUACCAUCUGCUUUUUUAAAACGUAUUUUCCCCCUCGUAUUUUCCCCUUUUGUUACUAAUUCCUAAUUUGUCUCCUUGUCUUUAUGUAUAGUAAAUACUAUAGUGUUGAUUUUUUUUCUCUCCAUUAUUACUAAUGUGAAAUGUUGAAGUAUUUGAAUUUCUGAACACUUUUAUACAGAUGUUACAAAAAUAUCACUAGUUGCUUGUGAUUUUAAAAACCUGACAUGCUGUAGUAGAUAGAUGGACACGGAGAUUGAAGGACAUAAGUUAUUAAUGAUCUAUUUAUUGAAGUUGCUGUAGAAGGCAAGGCUGCUGUGAAUUUGAAAGUGAAUGAGAAGGAUACUCAACACUACAUUUUCUGCCCUUCUGAAUGAUGCAUGGUGAAAGGAGAGGGAAGUUUAUUAUUCACCAUUUGCGUCCCAAAUGGAACCCUGUUUCCUACUUAGUGUGCUACUUUCCUACUUAGUUCUCUGGUCAAAAGGAGUGCUUUAAAUUGUAAAUCAGGUGGGCUUUGAGAUGCAGAGUGAUGUAUAUUCUGAGGUUUCCUGCUCAAACGUGAAGGAUUAAAUGAAAUACUUGAAGACUCAAAUGUAGAAUAAGGAAAGGCUGAAAACGGACAGAAUCACUAACACUAGUCACUAGAGAGAACAUUCUUAGUUUUAACACUCCACUACUACCAAUGCUGACCAAGCCAUUGAGAUGUUCUCCAUUGAAACAAACACAAGACGCUUAAGUUACAUCUACUAACAUGAAUGAAUACCAUUUUGAAAACCACAUCAAAGCUUUGAAACUCUGAGUUCAGUUAUGUUUUGACUCCUGUUGCACGACCCUUUCCUGUUGUUGCAUGUGUUGUGAUUGCACACUGGGCAGUGCACUAGCUGUUUCUUUGAGACAUGUGGAAUGAAGAGUAAUCAUAAUGAUAUAAUGAUAGUGUUAUUGUGCUGCCUAGAGCCCUGUUUUAACCAUGUUGAUUUAACUUGUUUUUACCUAACUAAUAUAUAUAUAUAUAUAUAUAUAUAUAUAUAUAUAUUACACACACAACUCCUUAGUGGUUUGAUGUGUUGAGUAAUUUUGGGCUUUGUAGUUCUGUUUGCACUGUAAAUUCGCAUUAAAAUUGAACUGGAAUUGCA